Molecule: messenger RNA, 303 nt
Organism: Ilex paraguariensis (yerba mate)
Lineage: Eukaryota; Viridiplantae; Streptophyta; Magnoliopsida; Aquifoliales; Aquifoliaceae
Source: the annotation of a GenBank genome assembly
AUGGGCAGCAAAAGAAAGAAAAGGCAGGAACGGGAUAAGUGCACGAUGUUAGUGUUAAAGGAGCAAUUAUCUCCAACACCAAGAAUGGGUUGCAAAUCAAAUCAUGGUAGAGCGCUUGCAAGGCAGGCUUAUGAAGUUGUGGAACUGUUUUUGAUAUCAAUGAGGGAGCAUGGAUACCCAGAAUUGAGGCCAUUGCUUUGUAUUGGUGGUGUUGAUAUGCGGUCACAAUUGGAAGUUGUGAAGAAAUGUGUUCAUAUUGUGGUUGCUACACUUGGGAGGUUGAAGGACAUGCUUGCUAAAUGA